AUGCGAAGAGAAAAUAUUGCCGACAACCAACAAAUUUCUAUGGUGAAAGAAGAAGAAGAAGGAAAAAAAUGUUUCAAUUCAAGGGCGAAACUGACCCGAGGGAGAAUUCGCCUUCAUUGUUAUCCCCCGUCGAGAAAUGAUGGCAUUAAGCACAGGAUUUCUGUAUCUGUAUCAAUAUUGAAGACUAUCUACAUGAACGAAAUAACAUUUCAUGUCGUUAUCGUCUCUGUUUACAUCACCACCUAUAAAUCAUUUGCCAUUCAGAAGAAACGUAAAGCUGUGAGGGGAUCAAAUUACUAA
Clunio marinus is the source of this 300-nucleotide messenger RNA. The record is from the annotation of a GenBank genome assembly. Lineage: Eukaryota; Metazoa; Arthropoda; Insecta; Diptera; Chironomidae.